AUGGCGAUCAUCGGCGACGCGCUCCGCCAGGCUUUUAUGCCUAAGCGCGAGUACGAGAGCCUCAGAGAAGAAGAAAAAGCAUGGGGCAAGCUUCAGAGACCUUUAAUGACGGCUUUUAUUGUUGUCAUUUGGCUUGCAAUCAUAGCAUGCACGAUUAUCAGUUUGAAUAUUAUGUUUCCAAGCAAUGAAGGGAGGAGACCGUUCUGCUCUGAUCGGAGGCUUCAGCCGAUACCGAUGGGUAUGAAGGGUGGAUCGGAUUCCGAUCUGUUUCCGGGCGCCGCCUUUUAUUUGACGGAUCAAGAGAUUGCGGAUUAUUUCUGGAUGGUUGUGUUCAUUCCUUCCAUGAUCAUCUUCUUGGUAUCGGUUGUGUAUCUCAUUGCUGGCAUUGCCGUCGCUUAUUCUGCUCCAGCUAGGCAUGGAUGCUUGAAGGUGGUUGAAAAUAACUACUGUGCUUCAAGAAGAGGAGGUGUUCGCUGCCUAUCUAUCUUGAAUCUCAUAUUUGCUAUCGUUUUUGGUCUUCUUGCAUUGUUUCUUGGAUCAAGCCUGCUGACAUUUGUGAGCAACUGCUCUGUACCCCUGUUUUGGUGUUAUGAAGUUUCGUCAUGGGGAUUGGUUAUUCUAUACGGUGGUACUGCCUUCUUCCUAAGGAGAAAGGCAGCCGUGAUUCUUGAUGAGGGAGACUUCAGUGGUAGAAAUCUCGGGCUAGAAAUGCUGGAAGCGAAUCCCGCGGAGGUCACACCAGAUGUUGAAAGGCGUGUUCAUGAAGGUUUUAAAGCGUGGAUGGGAUCAUCCCUUCUAUCCUCUGAUGACGAAGACGAACCUGACAAUUACAACGAGGCACCUCGUGCUCAUACCAAUUUGAAUGGGGGGCGACUCUGACAAAUUCAGUGGUAGCAAGGAACUGUGCUUCGUGAGGGGUACCUAAUGUAACUCGAACUGACACAAACAGUUGCUAAUUAAGAGUAAAGAUGGAAUUUUUUGUUGUUAGAGCUGUAGAUUAAUAUGUUGUUAGGGAAUCAGAGUAAUUUCCGAGCGGUUAACUUGUGAAUGAUCUGACUCUUGCUUCGGGUUUAUGUUAUGUAGUCAAGGGAGUGUAUUUAACCAACUUUUUCCCUGAUCUUUUCCAUCCAUGUUUACUUUUGCGCAUGCCAGACAAUCAAGUUGUGGCUUUUUAUCCCA
Molecule: messenger RNA, 1179 nt
Organism: Neltuma alba
Lineage: Eukaryota; Viridiplantae; Streptophyta; Magnoliopsida; Fabales; Fabaceae
Exons: 3
Coding region: 1-879 (292 amino acids)
Source: RefSeq, a predicted model, not a curated record